Molecule: messenger RNA, 2297 nt
Organism: Populus nigra (black poplar)
Lineage: Eukaryota; Viridiplantae; Streptophyta; Magnoliopsida; Malpighiales; Salicaceae
Product: ATPase 9, plasma membrane-type-like
Exons: 10
Coding region: 70-2136 (688 amino acids)
Biological process (GO): proton export across plasma membrane; regulation of intracellular pH
Cellular component (GO): plasma membrane
Molecular function (GO): P-type proton-exporting transporter activity; ATP binding; ATP hydrolysis activity
Source: RefSeq, a predicted model, not a curated record
GUGUUGAUAUCCAUUGGAAACUUUUGCAUAAUCUCCAUUGUAGUGGGAAUAGUCAUAGAGGCACUUGUAAUGUGGCCUAUUCAGAGGCGCAAGUACCGGGAUGGUAUUGACAAUAUUUUGGUGCUUCUCAUUGGAGGGAUCCCAAUUGCCAUGCCAACCGUGUUGUCAGUGACAAUGGCAAUUGGAUCCCACUGGCUUUCGCAGCAAGGAGCUAUCACUAAGCGGAUGACGGCUAUCGAAGAAAUGGCUGGAAUGGAUGUAUUAUGCAGUGACAAGACCGGUACCCUCACUCUUAACAUACUUACAGUAGACAAGAGCUUGGUUGAGGUAUUUGUUAACGAUGUUGACAAGGACACGUUAAUUUUGCUAGGGGCUAGGGCCUCCAGGGUUGAGAAUCAGGAUGCUAUUGAUGCAUGUAUUGUUGGGAUGUUGGCAGAUCCCGAGGAGGCCAGAGAAAGCAUCACUGAGGUGCAUUUCUUGCCAUUUAAUCCAGUGGAGAAGCGUACAGCUAUAACGUAUAUCGACUCUGAUGGCAAUUGGCACCGAGUUAGCAAAGGCGCCCCCGAGCAGAUCAUUGCAUUGUGCAACCUCCGGGAAGAUGUAGAAAGAAAAGCUAAUGCCAUCAUUGAUAAGUUUGCUGAACGAGGCCUCCGCUCUCUAGCUGUUUGUAGACAAAUUGUUCCGGAGAAAACCAAGGAAAGCCCUGGAGGGCCAUGGGAAUUUGUGGGCCUGUUGCCUCUCUUCGAUCCUCCAAGGCAUGACAGUGCAGAGACCAUUACUCGUGCCCUCAAUCUAGGUGUCAAUGUUAAGAUGAUCACUGGUGAUCAGCUAGCAAUUGGUAAGGAGACUGGUCGGAGGCUUGGAAUGGGAACCAACAUGUAUCCCUCUUCUGCCCUCCUUGGGCUGCACCCGGAUGAUUCAACGGCAGCCCUUCCUGUUGAUGAGCUUAUCGAAAAGGCUGAUGGCUUUGCUGGCGUCUUCCCUGAGCACAAGUUCGAGAUUGUAAGGAGGCUGCAAGCUAGGAAGCAUAUUUGCGGGAUGACUGGAGAUGGUGUAAAUGAUGCGCCAGCAUUGAAGAAAGCAGACAUCGGAAUUGCAGUGGCCGAUGCUACUGAUGCAGCCCGCGGUGCAUCUGACAUAGUCCUGACAGAGCCAGGAUUGAGUGUGAUUGUGAGUGCUGUGUUAACAAGCAGAGCCAUUUUCCAGAGAAUGAAGAACUACACCAUCUAUGCAGUAUCUAUAACCAUCCGUAUUGUGCUGGGUUUUCUGCUCCUUGCUCUAAUUUGGAAAUUUGAUUUUUCCCCGUUCAUGAUUCUGAUCAUUGCGAUACUCAACGAUGGAACAAUCAUGACUAUCUCGAAAGACAGAGUGAAACCAUCUCGAAUUCCUGAUUCCUGGAAACUUAAGGAGAUAUUUGCUACUGGUGUCAUUCUAGGCACCUACUUAGCUCUAAUGACUGUUUUAUUCUUCUGGGUUGCUCACAGUUCCGACUUCUUUUCUGAUAAAUUUGGUGUUAGGUCCAUCAGGAACAACCGUGAUGAGCUGGCAUCAGCUAUAUACCUGCAAGUGAGCAUCGUCAGUCAGGCACUCAUUUUUGUUACUAGGUCCCGAAGCUGGUCUUUUGUCGAAUGCCCUGGUGGUUACCUUGCGGGUGCCUUUGUUUUAGCACAACUGAUUGCAACACUCAUUACUGUGUAUUGCAACUGGGGAUUUGCGAGAAUCCAUGGCAUUGGAUGGGGAUGGGCAGUUGUUAUCUGGCUUUACAGCAUUAUCUUCUACAUCCCUCUUGAUUUCCUCAAAUUCAUAAUCCGCUACGCUUUGAGUGGCAGAGCCUGGGAUAAUCUCCUCCAAAAUAAGACUGCUUUCACCUCAAAGAAGGAUUAUGGAAAAGGAGAGAGGAUGGCAAAAUGGUCUGCUGCUCAACGAACCAUUGAUGGAGUGCAUCCUCCUGAAGGCUCGGAACUCUACCGUGACAAGAGCAACCACAGAGAGUUGUCUAGUAUUGCUGAACAGGCCAAGAUGCGUGCUGAAGUUGCCAGGCUGAGGGAGCUUCACACGCUCGAGGGUCAUGCGGAAUUGUUGGUGAAACUCAAGGGACUUGACAAUGAAACCGUUCAACAACACUACAGCGUUUGAAUUAGAAAAGGUGAGCUUUUAGUAGGGCAAAAGCGUUUGAAAGAAAGCACAGGAAGACACUCCGAUUGUUUUCUAAUUUUUUCUUCAACUCUUUCCUAAUAAGGAAACCUACCAUUCUAACCGCAGGAAAAUUUUCUAUCUUAACAUUUGUUUUUAUUAUU